Microbotryum saponariae is the source of this 1843-nucleotide messenger RNA. The record is from the annotation of a GenBank genome assembly. NCBI's taxonomy places the organism in Eukaryota, Fungi, Basidiomycota, Microbotryomycetes, Microbotryales, Microbotryaceae.
AUGGUGACCGCAACUACGAACGGAUCAUCGGCGUCCUCGACACCGCGAGUGAUUGAUUCGGGCAUCCCGUGCGCCAACUGCGGCAAGCCGGCAAGUCGAUCCAACACGUGCAAGCUCUGUCAAGAGUGAGUGACCAUCCGAAUUGUUCCAUGAUGAAUGGCUUACGCCUUGGCCUUGACUCCCACGGAUUGUCGCCGCUGAACGAUGCUGCGACUACGCUGUGACUUGCGACGAAAGCUGACCUCUGCCUGAUCUCGGCCACAGCCAAAACAUCGUGUCUCUGUUCUGCACCCCGGAUUGCUACAGGAGCAAUUGUGCGUGUAUACACCUCGCAGUGCCGCCCUAGUCAACAUCAGCUCAUCGUUGUGCUCCCCCGCCCCCGCCUCCGCUGAUCGUGCUUGCAGACAAGACCCACAAGAAGCUGCAUACCCCGGCCGCCCAAGGCAACUACACCUUCCCUCCGGGCAGUGCGUUUCAGAACCAGUCUCUCAAUCACUCGACUUCAUUUUGCUGACCGCUGCUGAAACCUGCAGCCGCGGAUCCCUUCGCUGGGCGCUAUCGCUACACCGGUCCGUUGCGAGCCGUCUAUCCGAAGGAGCCUGUCCCGACACGGACCGUCCCCGAAACCAUCCCGCGCCCCGAAUAUGUCAACAAUGGUCAGUCGUCACUUAAGCGGGACAGUCUCUAUGCGAGUUCCCAGUGCAAGCGGACGCUGUCCGAGCCGAGCGCGUCGCAGACCUCCGGGCUGAUGAUUCUUCUCCCAUCUCUCUCGUUUGCAGCCAAGGGCAGGUCAUUCGCGGAGGAGAUCGCGAACCGAACGGAGCGAUAUGGGCGUAUCUUAUCAAAGAAGGAGAUAGUAGGGAUGCGAGAAGUGUGCAGGGUGAGUAGAUGAGUGGAGACUACGGUGACCUGGGCCCGACUCGGCUCACCCCGAUGUUUCUCCUUCUCCAGCUCGGCCGAGAAGUGCUCGACAUUGCAGCGAGCAAGAUCGCGCCCGGCGUCACGACACUCGACAUUGAUGCCGUUGUUCAUGAAGAGUGCAUGAAGCGCAAUGCGUACCCGAGUCCGUUGGGCUACCACCGAUUCCCUCGAUCGGUGUGCACGUCUGUCAACGAGGUCAUCUGCCACGGUCAGUAGGGAUCUUGUGCGCUAGGGAUUUUCGUUUCGCCACCGGCUUCGCUCACAACUCUCAAUCUUGCAAUAUAGGUAUCCCCGACGCUCGACCGCUCGAGGAUGGCGACAUCGUCAACCUCGACGUGACCCUCUACUACAACGGUUUCCACGGCGACCUCAACGCCACCUACCCGGUCGGGACCAAAGUCUCUGACGAGAACCUUCGGCUUCUGAAGACCGCACGCAAGUGUCUCGACGAAGCGAUCCGACUCGUGAAGCCUGGAAUGCAAUACAAGGACCUCGGCAACACGAUUGAAGCGAUUGCGAAGAAGGAUGGUUUCUCCGUUAACCAUACUUAUGGCGGUCACGGGAUCAACAACUUGUUCCAUUGCACGCCCAACAUCUCCCAUUACGCGGGGAACAAGAAUAUUGGGGUGAUGAAGGUCGGGCAAUGCUUCACUAUCGAACCGAUGAUUUGUGUUGGGCAGUACAAGGAGGAUCAUUGGCCUGACGUGUGGACGGUGAGUUCGAAGGAGGGCCGCUCGUCAUUCAGGGGGACGUAACUGAUCGUAGGGUCGCUCUUGCCUAUUCACAGGCCGUGACGGUAGACGGGAAAGCUUCUGCUCAAUUCGAAGAGACGAUGAUUGUUACCGAGACAGGGGUGGAAGUGUUGACUGCCGGACCGGGGUGGGCAUUGCCGGAAUGUGAUACCGAGAUCGUGCCGCUUUGA